GAGAAUCGGGCGUGAAUUGAAAGGCAGAGUCAUUUAAGAGCUCAGAUUUCAGCUUCGCGUAUACUCCUGCAAACUCUGACCUUGGAUCCGCCGCAGUACCAUUCUGACUCGCCAACCGGGGAAGCUUCUCCGACUCCGACCAGUGAACUCCAAAGGAAGAGAAGGUGCAUGCAUUCAGUUCUUUCUUCAACUGAGCAAAGCUUAUUCUCUUCCUUUGGAGUUCACUGGUCGGAGUUGGAGAAGCUUCCCCGGUUGGUCUGUGAAAUGGCGAGUCAGAAUGGUACUGCGGCGGAUCCAAGGUCAGAGUUUGUAGGAGUAUACGCGAAGCUGAAAUCUGAGCUCUUAAAUGACUCUGCCUUUGAAUUCACGCCCGAUUCUCGCCAAUGGGUCCAACGGAUGCUGGAAUACAAUGUGCCUGGAGGGAAGUUAAACCGAGGCCUCAGUGUCAUUGAUAGCUACAAACUGCUAAAAGAAGGGAAAGAACUAGCUGAAAAUGAAAUAUUUCUUGCAAGUGUACUUGGCUGGUGUAUUGAAUGGCUUCAAGCAUAUUUUCUUAUCCUUGAUGAUAUUAUGGACAACUCUCACACUCGCCGUGGUCAGCCCUGUUGGUUUAGGGUUCCUAAGGUUGGUAUUAUUGCCAUCAAUGAUGGAAUCCUACUUCGCAACCAUAUUCCCAGAAUCCUCAAGAACCACUUCAAAGAUAAGCCUUACUAUGUUGAUCUGUUGGAUUUGUUUAAUGAGGUUGAGUUCCAAACUACUUGCGGACAGAUGAUUGAUUUAAUUACUACUAUCGAAGGAGAAAAAGAUCUAUCGAAAUAUUCGCUACUGCUUCACCAGCGGAUUGUUCAAUACAAGACUGCCUAUUACUCGUUCUAUCUUCCUGUUGCGUGUGCACUGCUCAUGGUGGGCGAGAAGUUGGAAAAUCAUGUAGAUGUUAAAAGCAUCCUUAUUGAUAUGGGCAUCUACUUCCAAGUACAGGAUGAUUAUCUGGAUUGCUUUGGUGACCCGGAAAAGAUUGGCAAGAUUGGAACAGAUAUUGAAGAUUUCAAGUGCUCUUGGCUGGUUGCAAAAGCAUUAGAGCAUUGCGACGAAGAACAAAAGAAAAUGCUAUAUGAACACUAUGGAAAACAAGAUCCUGCUAGUGUUGCGCAAGUUAAAGCCAUCUACAACGAACUCAAUCUUCAGGGUAUUUUCAAUGAGUAUGAAAGCAAGAUUUACGAGAAGCUUAAAAGUUCCAUUGAAGCUCAUCCAAGCAAGGCGAUGCAGGCAGUACUCAAGUCCUUCUUGGGUAAGAUAUAUAAAAGGCUGAAAUAAGACAGAUAAUCAAGAAUUGGGUAGCUAGGAGGGAUGAUGUGAGUAUAGGGAAGUAUUUGUGGAAAUCUGUAUUGGGCAUACCAAUCUGUUUGCUGUCUAUUUUUUCUUCAGAAACUUUGUAUAUCUGUUCUCAGCAGACUUAUUGAGCUUCUAGCAUGAAUAAUAUUCAGCUAGUUAAGUUCAUAAGCUGAGGACUGAUUUAAAACAAUUUAUCUUGUAACUUAAUCUUUAUGUUUGAUGGUUGAUGGACAGGU
Molecule: messenger RNA, 1568 nt
Organism: Ipomoea triloba (trilobed morning glory)
Lineage: Eukaryota; Viridiplantae; Streptophyta; Magnoliopsida; Solanales; Convolvulaceae
Product: farnesyl pyrophosphate synthase 1-like
Exons: 13
Coding region: 169-1314 (381 amino acids)
Biological process (GO): trans, trans-farnesyl diphosphate biosynthetic process
Cellular component (GO): cytoplasm
Molecular function (GO): (2E,6E)-farnesyl diphosphate synthase activity; dimethylallyltranstransferase activity
Source: RefSeq, a predicted model, not a curated record